AUGGACGGAGGUAAUAAUGUUGGGUUUGAAGAAAUUCCUCCUACUCACCCCUCAGAUUUUGUUAUUCCCCUGUCUAAAUCUUCACUCGACUCCCAUAAUAUAACCCCGCUAAGCCGACAUGAUCAUCAACAUAGCUUGAAUUACAAUGGUUCCAACGACUCCAUCGAUACCCUGUACGUUGGCUAUGGUAAGUCUGCAAGUUUGUCCAACGAGACACUUUACCCAAGUUCUGAUGCCAUUACAGAUCGUUUUUAUAAUGUAAAUACCUCCUUCCGUGAUAAAAGUCGUUAUAUUUAUGACAGAGCAAUAUACCUGAGCAAUAUACAGAAGAGGAAAUCAUUUUCCAAUACUUACAUUAAAAGGGCCCAGUUUUACAAGACUAAGAUCUGCUUAUGGCACCUGAAUGGGCGAUGUUUCAUGGGAGAAGACUGCAAUUAUGCCCAUAGUUUCAGCGAGUUAAAGGAGAAUCCGGAUCUCAGGAAAACCACUUUAUGCACCGAAUUGAAGCAAAAACUUACGUGUACAAAUCCUGCUUGCCCCUAUGCGCAUUCUCAAAAGGAAUUAAGGGCAAAUAAUUUUCUAUUCAAAACUAGUGUUUGCAAGUUUUGGAAAUAUGGGCGAUGUCCCGCCGGUUCAACAUGUCGUUAUGCCCAUGGGUUUGAAGAAGUGAGAAAUCCCCUUGAGGUAUUUAAAGGUCCAUUAUGUCGAUUUAAUAAUAAUAAAAGUGAGUUGUCAACGUCCCAAAAUUCGUUUGGAACAAAGAGUAUGUCUCCAAUGUUACACGCUGAAAAUUUUGCUCAGGAAUCUGUCCAGGAACACUGGAACCAAAACGAUACGAUUUGUAGAAUAACUCUCCAAUCAACAGAUACAGAAUCAGAUAUAUACUCUCGUAUGAUUUAA
Babesia microti strain RI is the source of this 900-nucleotide messenger RNA. Its product is annotated as cleavage and polyadenylation specificity factor subunit 4. Lineage: Eukaryota; Apicomplexa; Aconoidasida; Piroplasmida; Babesiidae. The record is from RefSeq and is a predicted model, not a curated record. Gene Ontology annotation, molecular function: mRNA binding; metal ion binding. The transcript has a single exon. The coding region runs from base 1 to 900 and encodes 299 amino acids.